AUUGCGACAACUUCGACCUGACCUGCAGGACGGCGCAAGCCGGUUCCACAAUUUGCUCACAUUCACCCCUUGUUCGUUUUGGACAACGAACCCAGGAUUUCUAAGUCAAUGAACGACACCUCAGUGAAGACUGAGCCGUCCGAUGAUUCCUCACCACUUCACGCUGGCCAACCACAACAACAACAGCUGACUGAAUUCCAAUCAUUACAAAAACGUCUGCGCGAAGAACCAAACGAUACCGAAUCAUGGAGAAGACUCGUAGCGUGUGCAGAAGACAGUGGCGAGACCGAGAAGAUCAGAGCUGCAUAUGAUGCAUUGCUGCAACAAUAUCCCAACACCUCAUCCGCACAAAUUGCCUAUAUCAACCAUUUUCUGAACAACCCGAGUACGUUCAACGAAGCAGAAGAACUAUUCAAGAGAUUUCUCAAGAGCUCACCGUCUGUCGCUUUGUGCCGGUUCUAUGUGACUUAUGUUCGACGGAUCAACACUGACCCAUCGACGCGUGAUACAAUACGGAAAUCUUACGAAUUCGCUCUGAGUUUGAUUGGUUAUGACAAGGACAGUGGAGACAUCUGGUACGAUUACUUGACGUUGUUGAAGUCAGGCCAGACCAACUCGCCAUGGGAGAAACAACAAAAAGACGAUGCGAUAAGAAAAGUCCUUCACCGUGCGGUACAGAUACCCUUGGACAACGUCGAGAAACUCUGGGGCGAACUUGAAUCGUUCGAAAACGGCCUGAAUCGUAUAACAGCGAAGAAAUUCAUGACAGACCUCUCUCCUGCGUAUAUUCAAGCUAAAUCCGUCUUGCGUGAACUCAUCAAGCAGACGACACCGCUUUAUCCUCCGGCUAUUCCGACACAAGGAGUACCGGAUAUGUUUUUACCUACUUUACCUUCGUUUUCGGCUUCUGAAAGGCAGAAUGUAGGGAAGUGGAAGGCGUACUUGAAGUGGGAAGAGGGCAAUCCGUUGGAGUUGGAGGAGAAGGAUAAAUCGAUACUAAUAUCGAGGAUUCAAUCAGCCUACCGGAAAGCGAUGAUCAGAAUGAGAUUUUUCCCCGAGAUUUGGUUUAUGGCAUUUAACUGGAUGGCAAGUAUUGGAAAGAACGAAGAGAGUCUCGCGGUGCUCAGAUCGGGAUUAGAAGCGAACCCGUCUAGUUUCUUGCUCACGUUUUCACUUGUUGAAGCACUGGAAACCAAGAAAGACUUCCCAGAAGUCCACAAGAUCUAUCAAAGCUUCCUAACAACACUUCGCGCUGAACUAACCGCCCUUGACGAAGCUGAGAAGGCUCGAAUAGCAGCUGACGCCACUGCCAAUAACAAGGAAGAAGGCGACGCUGAAAAUGGUUCUUUUGAUCAGACGCAGUCGACUCAAGCUUCCGCAAGCCAGUCUUCUGAAUCUGCUUCCUAUUCAACAUCUGAAGAAUACAUCGAACGUCGGAAAGAAUAUGGUUUGGUCUAUAUCAUGUUCAUGCGAUUUGUACGUCGUGCCGAGGGAGUCAACGCCUCUCGAAGUAUCUUCGCUCAAGCACGCAAAGACCCCCUUACCCCUUGGAACGUUUACGAAGCUGCAGCGCUAUUAGAAUACCAUUGUAGUGGAGAAAAAGAAGUCGCCGUGAGGAUAUUCGAGAGGGGUAUGACGCUUUUUGGGAAGGAUAACGAUUAUGUGCUUAGGUAUCUUGGAUUUUUGAUCACGGUGAAUGAUCAAAAUAACGCACGAGCCUUGUUCGAGCGCGUAAUUAGCACGUUCCAGCCUAAAGAUGCGAGGCCUCUAUGGGAACGUUGGGCUCGAUACGAAUAUCAGUACGGCGACCUGGAGGCCGUACAGAAACUGGAGAAACGUUUCGCAGAUACGUAUCCUAAUGAAUCCCCGAUCAAACUCUUUGCUCAACGCUACAUGUACCUCAACACCGAUGCCAUCGCUUCUCGGGACCUUGGUUUUGCCCGAGCAAAGAAGGAGAUCACACCUAAUAGUACCAUUGAGAGCAUGAACGGAGUUAGCGGGUCGUCACAAAGUGCAUCGUUGAAACGUCGGAACAUCGAAGAAGCUUCAAGUAGUGGAGGAGCUGGAGGAGGAGGAGGAGGAGGAGGCGGUGGUGGUGGUGGUGGCAGUGGAGGUGGGAGGAGGCGAGGUGAUGAUAGGGAUCAUGGUGGCAGUCAUAAGCGUCAACGAGCUUCUUCGCCUCCUCCCAGGGACGGCUCAAGAAAACGGUCUCCUGACAGACCUGGUCGAAGGGGUGGGGAUAGGGACAGAGACCGAGAGAGGGAUAGAGAUAGAGACCGGGAUGGGGACGAGGACAAGGCGGUUCAGCUUCCUGCCAAAAUACCUUGGUUUAUUACUCAGCUGCCUGACAAGAAGGCGUUUGAUGGACCGGUAUUCAGAACGGACGAUCUGAUGAAUCUCUUGCGAGGUGCUGUGAUUCCUAGUAGUACUGGUGGUGGUGGCGGUAGUGGUAGUGGUGGAAGACACAGAUCACGAUCACCCGCUUCUCGAGGUAAAAGAGGUCCACCUGACUACGGCCCUUACCAAGGACCAAAUAGUAACACCAGAGGAGCAAGACGGCAGUGGUGAUGAUAUGGAUCCGACUAUGCUCUAGUCUAGUUAUCUGCUCUUGUUUUUAGUCUUGGUAUCCUUCAUACAUUGCUGUAUUCUGGUUGGAGUAGAAUCGUGCACGCGCAUUGUAUCAUGUUCAUAUUCAUGCUCUUUACACCUGUAC
Molecule: messenger RNA, 2713 nt
Organism: Marasmius oreades (fairy-ring Marasmius)
Lineage: Eukaryota; Fungi; Basidiomycota; Agaricomycetes; Agaricales; Marasmiaceae
Exons: 10
Coding region: 109-2568 (819 amino acids)
Biological process (GO): mRNA 3'-end processing
Cellular component (GO): nucleus
Molecular function (GO): protein binding; mRNA binding
Source: RefSeq, a predicted model, not a curated record